This is a messenger RNA of Eutrema salsugineum, 1618 nucleotides long. Its product is annotated as transcription factor TGA4. The transcript has 9 exons. Bases 201 to 1298 code for a protein of 365 amino acids. Gene Ontology annotation, molecular function: sequence-specific DNA binding; DNA-binding transcription factor activity. Gene Ontology annotation, biological process: DNA-templated transcription; regulation of DNA-templated transcription. NCBI's taxonomy places the organism in Eukaryota, Viridiplantae, Streptophyta, Magnoliopsida, Brassicales, Brassicaceae. The record is from RefSeq and is a predicted model, not a curated record.
UUAUUCUUCUUCAAGAUGACAAGACCAGAGAAAGAGAGUUUUUCAUCCCUUCUGUUGUCCGACCGAUUUGAACAGCGGAUUUCUGGGCUUUGCGUCUGAUUUCGUCACUGAAAGUGAAAAAAGUCUCUUUGCUUUUCAUGGUUUCCGCGCGCCCUUUUGAAGCCCUUUUGACGCUAAAGACGAGAAGAAGUUGAGGAAACAUGAAUACAACUUCAACACAUUUUGUUACACCGAGAAGGUUUGAAAUCUACGAGCCCCUCAACCAAAUCGGUAUGUGGGAAGAAAGCUUCAAGAACAAUGGAGGCAUGUAUACGCCUAACUCUAUCAUAAUCCCAACAAAUGAGAAACCAGACAGCUUGUCAGAGGAUACUUCUCAUGGAACAGAAGGAACUACUCCUCACAAGUUUGACCAAGAGGCUUCAACAUCUAGACAUCCUGAUAAGGUACAGAGACGGCUUGCACAGAAUCGCGAGGCAGCUAGGAAAAGUCGUUUGCGCAAGAAAGCUUAUGUUCAGCAGCUAGAGACAAGCCGGUUGAAGUUAAUUCAAUUAGAGCAAGAACUCGAUCGUGCUAGACAACAGGGUUUCUAUGUGGGAAACGGAGUAGAUACUAAUGCUCUUGGUUUCUCAGAUAACAUAAGCUCAGGGAUUGUUGCAUUUGAGAUGGAAUAUGGACAUUGGGUGGAAGAACAGAACAGGCAAAUAUCCGAACUAAGAACGGUUUUACACGGACAAGUUAGUGAUGUAGAGCUUCGUUCGCUAGUUGAAACUGCCAUGAAACAUUACGUUCAACUCUUCCGAAUGAAAUCAGCCGCUGCAAAAAUCGAUGUCUUUUACAUCAUGUCUGGAAUGUGGAAAACUUCAGCAGAGCGGUUUUUCUUGUGGAUAGGCGGAUUUAGACCCUCUGAGCUUCUCAAGGUUCUGUUGCCGCAUUUUGAUCCUUUGACGGAUCAACAAGUAUUAAAUGUAUGUAAUUUGAGGAAAUCAUGUCAACAAGCGGAAGAUGCGGUAUCUCAAGGUAUGGAGAAACUGCAACAUACAUUAACAGAGAGUGUAGCAGCCGGGAAACUCGGUGAAGGAAGUUAUAUUCCUCAAAUAACUUGUGCUAUGGAGAGGUUGGAGGCUUUGGUCAGCUUUGUAAAUCAUGCUGAUCAUCUGAGACAUGAGACACUGCAACAGAUGCAUCGGAUCUUAACCACGAGACAAGCGGCUAGGGGAUUGUUAGCGUUAGGUGAGUAUUUCCAACGGCUCAGAGCUUUAAGUUCGAGUUGGGCGACUCGGCAACGUGAACCAACGUAAUUAAGGAGAUUAAUUAGAUUUCAAGAAAGGAUUGAGACUGUUAAGAAAUCAAGAAUAGAAUAAGCUGGUGAGUGGGUUUUGGACAAGACACAAGAACAGAACAAGCUGGUGUUCGAUGAUGAUGAUGGUGACGUCUUGCGGUUAAUGGAAAUGUCUGAGGAUGGAAAGUUGUAAUUAUGAUCAGCAACGUAAAGUUUGUAGCUUUAGAAACCAAGGGUUUUUGUUUUGUUUUUAUGUAAUACUAUUAUUAAGAUUAUGUAUGUAUGAUUUGCUUGUGGGGGUAUAUAUGAUCACACAGUAUUGUUUUCGUAUGAUCACAU